GCAGGAAGGAUUAGCACACUCCAACAUUGUAGCAAUCUACAACCACAAUAUACAAGACAAAGGGGCAGUAGCUGUUAAGGAUAUAAUGCAGAAUGCAGUCUGGACUGCUUACUGUUAACACCCUAAAGAAGACCCUUAAUCUGCAAUCCAUAAGUACAUCAUGAAUGUCUGCUUUCCCUAUCUCCCACUGCUUUAAAGACGAAGAGGAAGUGUGCAAGAAUCAAAAAGGCUCAUCAAAAUGAGCAGCACAGACGCAGUCUCCACCUGUCCGUACAGCAACGCCACUGUGGCCCCUGAAAAAACGAAUGAAUCCUGUGUGAAUUUUACAUCCUUCAUGGUGCUCACAGACAGCCAGAAAAUUAUCGUCUCCUCAAUCUGUUUUCUCGUGGGGCCUCUCACUCUCCUGGAGAACUUGUUAGUCUUGUGCCUGAUCUUCUCCUCCCCGUAUCUGAGAAGAAAGCCCUCUUAUCUGUUCAUCAGCAGCUUGGCUUUGGCCGAUCUGUUUGCCAGCAUUUUUUUCGCCUUCUUCUUUGUGGAAUUCCAUGUGUUCAAGAACAUGGUCUCCACAUCGACGUUCUUGUUCAAGCUCGGAGGAGUCAUCAUGGCCUUCACUGGUUCCUUGGGGAGCUUGUUACUGACAUCUAUUGAUAGAUACAUAUGCAUCCACAAACCUUCUGAAUAUAAGACCAUCAUAACCCGGAAGAACGCUUUUAUUAGCCUCGCUGUGUUGUGGACGACCAUAGUCCUCAUCUCUUUCCUGCCUCUCAUGGGAUGGAAUUGUAGCACGCUGAAUUCAGUAUGCUCUGAAUUGUUCCCUUGUGUGGAUGAAACGUACUUAGCCUGCUGGCUAGCAUUUGUGAUUUCCUUGCUAGUUUUCAUAGUCUACGCUUACAUUCACAUCCUCUGGAAAGCACACAAGCAUUCUGUAUACAUGGAAAAGCAUGUGAUCCAAAGCCAAAGAGGUAAAGCCCGAAUGAGGAUGGACAUCCAGCUGGCCAAGAUGUUCGGUGUGAUUCUGGCCAUGCUGGUCAUUUGUUGGUCCCCUGUCCUGUCGUUCAUGUUUGUAGAUCUGUUCUCCAAGCUGGACAACAAGCUGAAGAUGGUAUUUGCAUUCUGCUGCACCCUGUGCUUUGUGAACAGCACGGUCAACCCGCUGGUCUAUGCCCUGAGGAGCAAGGACAUGCGGCAAGUUCUCCUGGGGGCUGUGGCCCGGUGUCGUGGUCAAGCAACGUUCUUCUUGAGCAGUGUGGAGUCUGAUGGGCAACAGAAGUCAAUCCAUCCAGACACUGUCUGCGAAUUGGUUGAGGUACCGUCACUCACAGACUGCAGAAAAACCUGAAGACCAACCUCUGUUACAAAUGUGUACUGUAGUUCUGCCAGAUAUCCACAUAAUGCUAAAGUAUUGCAAAAUUAUAACUGUGGCAUAACUCUUAAAGGGAAAAUCUGUCUGUUUGUUUUUUGUUUUGUUUUUCCCCUGGUUUAUAAAGUAAAUACCUUUCA
This is a messenger RNA of Acipenser ruthenus (sterlet), 1500 nucleotides long. Its product is annotated as cannabinoid receptor 1-like. The record is from RefSeq and is a predicted model, not a curated record. Gene Ontology annotation, biological process: cannabinoid signaling pathway. Gene Ontology annotation, molecular function: cannabinoid receptor activity. The transcript has 2 exons. Lineage: Eukaryota; Metazoa; Chordata; Actinopteri; Acipenseriformes; Acipenseridae. The coding region runs from base 239 to 1339 and encodes 366 amino acids. Gene Ontology annotation, cellular component: membrane.